Molecule: messenger RNA, 2449 nt
Organism: Melanotaenia boesemani (Boeseman's rainbowfish)
Lineage: Eukaryota; Metazoa; Chordata; Actinopteri; Atheriniformes; Melanotaeniidae
Gene: tm9sf1
Product: transmembrane 9 superfamily member 1
Exons: 9
Coding region: 525-2312 (595 amino acids)
Biological process (GO): protein localization to membrane
Cellular component (GO): membrane
Source: RefSeq, a predicted model, not a curated record
CAUCAGAAAAAAAUAAUUGAAUCGUUGUGUGACACCUAUAAACGCUUAGUUGUGUUUUUAGGUGCCUUUAAAGGACACAGAAAACACAGUAGUUAAAAAAAUAUUAGAGCUCGCGAGAUUCCGGCAACGUUACAGGUGUGUUUUUGUUUCUCCUCCCCCUCCAGAAAACUGAACCGAGUCGUCGUUAUUUUUAUUUUUUUUAAGGUGACGUGUAGUCGGAGCCCUUCUUCUACUCUUCCUCAUGUGUCAAUAAAAGUACUUGCUGUACCCGGAUAUGAACGCAGGGAAUAGCCCACAUAAUACGCGGGUAAACUGUUUCCAGGAUGCUCUGAUGUAAGGUUAUGCCUUUACAGUGAGCUCCACUGUCUGCGCAGACCGGGACAGGAGAGACUGUCGGGGCCUGGAGUCCAAGGAAUCCGAGGCGGACAGACUGGUUUGUCUGCUACAUCGUGGCUGGGCAAGACGACGGUGAGAUUGGGUUUCCACUCUGCGGAACAGGAUACCUCCCUGGUGGCUGUCAGAGGAUGAUGGCGCUGCACUGUGUCUUGAUCCUGGGCUUGUUCUCGGGCUGGGCAGCAGGCUACAAGACGGGGGACAAUGUGACUCUUUAUGUCAACAAAGUGGGCCCUUAUCAUAACCCCCAGGAGACGUAUCACUACUACACACUGCCUGUUUGCAGGCCACAGAAGGUACACCACAAGUCCCUGAGUCUGGGAGAAGUACUGGAUGGUGACAGGAUGGCAGAGUCUUUAUAUCAAAUUCGAUUCACAGAGAACACAGAGAAAAAAAUUCUUUGCCAGCUUACACUUUCAGAGACACAGGUGGAUGAGCUUCGUGAGGCCAUCGAGGAGUUGUACUACUUUGAGUUUGUGCUGGAUGAUAUUCCGAUCUGGGGAUUUGUGGGAUACAUUGAGGAGAGCGGCUUCCUGCCUCACAGCCACAAGGUGGGCUUGUGGACUCACCUGGACUUCAAUAUCGAGUACAACGGCGACUCUGUGAUCUUCGCCAACGUCUCGGUGAAAGACGUCAAGCCCGUUCCCUUGGAGGAGGGGGCGGGCACGGCGGUGGGCGGAGUCGGAAUUGGUGGGGGCAGCGUGACUGUGACCCACACCUACAGCGUCCACUGGUACGAGUCCAAUCUGCCUCAUUCCCGGAGAGCCGAGCGCCUCAGAGACUACUCCUUCUUCCCAAAAACGCUGGAGAUCCACUGGCUGUCCAUCAUCAACUCACUGGUGCUAGUGGUGCUGCUGCUGGGCUUCGUCAUCAUCAUCCUCAUGCGGGUCCUUAAGAAUGACUUCGCCAGGUACAACGUGGAGGAGGAGGGCGGCUGUGAUGAUCUGGAUCAAGGAGAUAACGGCUGGAAAAUCAUCCACACUGACGUCUUCAGAUUCCCCCCUUUCAAAAGCCUGCUGUGUGCCGUGCUGGGAGUUGGAGCUCAGUUCCUGACCCUCGCCACGGCUAUUAUCAUCAUGGCGCUGCUGGGGAUGUUCAAUGUCCACCACCACGGAGCCAUCAACACAGCCGCCAUCGUGCUGUACGCUCUGACCAGCUGUGUGUCGGGCUACGUCUCCUGCAGCUUCUACACACAGAUCAACGGCCAGCGCUGGGUGUGGAACAUCAUCCUCACUUCAUCUCUGUUCUCAGCUCCCCUGUUCAUCACUUGGAGCGUGGUGAACUCCAUCCACUGGUGGAGCGGCUCCACUCAGGCUCUACCGGCCACCACUGUGCUCCUCCUGCUGGGUGCCUGGGUCCUGGUGGGCUUCCCCCUCACCGUCAUCGGUGGCAUCGUGGGAAAGAACAGAGCCGGCAGCUUCCAGGCGCCGUGCCGCACUCGUAACAUCCCCCGGCAGAUCCCCACGCAACCAUGGUACAAACAUGCAGUGGUGCAUAUGGCCAUCGGUGGCUUCCUGCCCUUCAGUGCCAUCUCCGUGGAGCUGUACUACAUCUUCGCCACCGUGUGGGGCAGAGAGCACUACACCCUGUACGGCAUCCUGCUGUGUGUCUUCGCCAUUCUCCUCUCAGUAGGCGCCUGCAUCUCUGUGGCGCUGACCUACUUCCUGUUGUCAGGUGAAGACUACCGAUGGUGGUGGCGGAGCGUGCUGAGCACUGGUUCCACCGGCCUCUUCAUCUUCGUCUACUCGGUUUUCUAUUACAGGAACCGAUCGUCCAUGAGCGGCCUGGUGCAGAGUACAGAGUUCUUCGGGUACUCCCUGCUCACAGCGCUGGUCUUUUCCCUCAUGUUGGGAAGUGUGUCCUUCUGGGCCUCACUGGCUUUUAUCCGCUACAUCUACCGCAGCCUCAAGAUGGAUUAAACAGUAUCUGCGUUCAAACACAAACAAUUCUGCAUAGAACUGGACUGGACAGCAUUCACUUUCAUUUAAAACGCAUAUACAUCUCCCAUUGUGUUAAUGGGAGAAAAGAAAAAAAACAGGGGCCUUGAACUCAUCUU